Molecule: messenger RNA, 672 nt
Organism: Cutaneotrichosporon cavernicola
Lineage: Eukaryota; Fungi; Basidiomycota; Tremellomycetes; Trichosporonales; Trichosporonaceae
Exons: 1
Coding region: 1-672 (223 amino acids)
Molecular function (GO): acyltransferase activity, transferring groups other than amino-acyl groups
Source: RefSeq, a predicted model, not a curated record
AUGCGCAUCCUCGAACGUAUCGACAACGAUCGCCGGACUGUGCUGCACGCCCGCCUGCGGGCUAGUAAUACCGCGGCGUCACCCGCUCUCGCGCGAUUGAGGGAUAGUACCGACGACGAGGAGGUACCGAUCCAUAUUUGGGCGCUGGAUGGGGACGCCGAGGAUACUCUGGGAGACCUCAAGUUGGGCUUGAUACGUCACCAUUCGAAAGGGCCCUCCAAGUCCGCACCACCUCCGCCAACUUGUUCCACAGUCCCAUCCGUACCCUCCGAAGCCGGAGCCUCCAUUCCGGCCCACCCGACCCCAGGUAGCGCUGCAGCCGCGGACUCGGACGACCUCCUCGGCGGCCUGGUCGGGCAUACCUGGGCACAUUGGCUACAUAUCACGUACCUCUUCGUUGCACCCGCCGAGCGAGGCGCUGGGAUAGGCCGUGUCCUCCUCGAGCAGGCUGAGCGGAUAGCUCGCGCACGCGGGUGCCUUGCUGCCAUCGUGCAAACGUGGGACUUUCAGGCUCCACAGUUCUACAUCGCCAACGGGUACGAGGUCGCAGGCAAGGUAGAGGGUUACCCGCCUGGCAUCACCGACUACACUCUCAUCAAGCGCUUCGGCGAUUUCGACAAUUCUGUAGGAGUACGGAGUAAGGGUGUGUCGCUCGGCGUGACCGACGUCUAA